Molecule: messenger RNA, 889 nt
Organism: Exophiala xenobiotica
Lineage: Eukaryota; Fungi; Ascomycota; Eurotiomycetes; Chaetothyriales; Herpotrichiellaceae
Exons: 2
Coding region: 128-889 (253 amino acids)
Source: RefSeq, a predicted model, not a curated record
CUCUCCUGUGAGUGUCUUCACGGAGUAUCUCCAUCAUCAUACCGUCUUCGUGAAACUAGUAUUGUAGGCUGCGACAACUGAAGCUGGCCUGCCCGCCACAGUGCCGUCUUGACCAUCACCAGCAAUCAUGGUCAACUUCUACACUUCCAUUGAGCCCGACCUGGCCGAAUGGGCCAUGAAGCAACAAGUCUUCUUUGUCGCUUCAGCCCCCCUGCGAGGCAAACAUAUCAACCUCUCCCCCAAGGGCCUCCCAUCAUCUUCAUUUUGCAUUCUGACCCCCAAUCUGUGCGCCUACGUCGAUGCCACCGGUUCAGGCAUCGAAACCAUUUCCCAUAUCCAAGAAAAUGGCCGAUGCACCGUCAUGUUUUGCUCCUUCGAAGCCAGUCCGCGCAUCAUGCGCUUCUUCUGCACCGGAAGGGUGGUCGGCUGGGAUGAACCGGGCUUUGACGGCUGGCUUCAGCGGAUGGGCAAUAAGAACGUGACUGGCGCAAGGGCUGUUAUAAUCCUUGACGUUUUCAAGGCACAAACGUCCUGUGGCUAUGCCGUACCGUAUCUGGCCACCAGACCUGACCCGGUAGCUGCAGAGAAGCAUAUUGCAUGUCUCGAAGACCGCCACACGCUGGGCCACUGGGCAGGCAAGCGCAUUUCCGCCGGCGAGAUGGAUGACUACCGCGCGAAGAUGAACGUGCGGUCUUUGGACGGCCUGCCUGGUCUGAGGGUCGCCCGUCGGGACGCCGGUGAACGGCUUUGGUACGGCGAUAUCAGAGCCGGAGUUCAGAGAAGGAAUGCCAUUCAACUAAUUCUCGUGGCUGUCCUGUCUUCUAUUCUAACGGCCGUGAGCAUGUAUAUGUUAGGUCUUACCAAGGUGUCCAGUCCGCUACGUAUCUAA